Molecule: messenger RNA, 1077 nt
Organism: Ylistrum balloti
Lineage: Eukaryota; Metazoa; Mollusca; Bivalvia; Pectinida; Pectinidae
Product: citrate synthase, mitochondrial-like
Exons: 1
Coding region: 1-1077 (358 amino acids)
Biological process (GO): carbohydrate metabolic process; tricarboxylic acid cycle
Cellular component (GO): mitochondrial matrix
Source: RefSeq, a predicted model, not a curated record
AUGCCUUCUACAGAAGCAUUAUUCUGGUUUUUGCUUUGUGGGGAAAUACCCAGCCAAUCACAAAUGGAAGAUUUUCGUGCACACCUGCUUACCCGAACGUAUAUACCCCACCAUAUUUUUACAGCUAUUGAUAAUCUUCCCAAGAAGAGCGAUCCAGUAUCUCGAUUUUGUGUUGCCUUGCUUUGCUGGACCACCACAUCAACAUUUAUGGAAAAGUACGAUGCCGGCAUUCCUAAGGAACAGUAUUGGGAGUAUUCCUAUGCUGAUGCGCUUACACUUAUUGCUGGGCUUAAUCAGAUUACUUCGUAUAUUUAUACACGAUACUGCAAGCACAGCGACACCAUAGCCCCCGAUUACACAUUAGAUUGGGCAGGUAAUCUUAGCAGGAUGAUGGGGUUUAAGGAUGCAAAGGCUAUGGAUUUUAUACGUCUUUUUAUUUUUACCCAUGCCGACCAUGGACCAGCCAAUGCUUCGGCUCAUACCUGCCACCUUGUAGGAUCGACGUUGGUAAACGCCUUCUACACGUGUGUAGCAAGUAUGGUAGCCCUUGCUGGUCCACUGCAUGGACAUGCGAAUGAAGAGACAUUCAAAUGGUUGUUGCGUCUACAAGCAAAGGCGAGGGAGGAGAAGAAAGAACUUAACCACGAUUUUAUAAGUGACUAUAUAGAAAACGAGUUGCAGCAAGGAAGGAAAAUUCCAGGCUAUGGACAUGCCGCGCUUCGUGUAGAAGACCCACGCUAUACUUUAGUAAAGAACUUUAUACACGACAACAACAUAGUAUCGGAGUACGUCCAUGUAGCAGACAUGGUAUAUGAUGUUGCUCCUGGUAUACUUUCCAAUGUAAGAAAAAUUUCUAACCCAAAUCCAAAUAUUGAUGCAAUAACUGGAGCAGCUCUCUACUCUUUAGGCAUUACUGAAUUUGAUUUCUAUACGGUAUUGUUUGGAACAGGGAGAAUUAUAGGUCUUAUGGCACAGCAUAUUAUUGAUAGAAUACUGCAGAUUCCCAUUGAACGCCCUAAAGCUUUUGAUUUAGAAAAACACACAAAGAAGAAUACGAAAAGCAGCGAUACUACAUAG